This is a messenger RNA of Capronia epimyces CBS 606.96, 798 nucleotides long. RefSeq lists its product as uncharacterized. Bases 1 to 798 code for a protein of 265 amino acids. NCBI's taxonomy places the organism in Eukaryota, Fungi, Ascomycota, Eurotiomycetes, Chaetothyriales, Herpotrichiellaceae. The record is from RefSeq and is a predicted model, not a curated record. The transcript is spliced from 3 exons.
AUGUCAGGCCUCCACGAAGUACAGACAGGUGCUGGCCGCCUGGCCGGGAAAGUCGCCAUUGUUACAGGUGCCGCCUCCGGAUUCGGUCUUGCAGUGACGCAGAAAUUCGUAGCUGAGGGCGCCAAAGUCGUCGCCUCCGACAUCAACGCCGAAGGUCUCGAGAAAGCGUUCUCGUCGUCCUCCACCUACGCAACCAACGUAGCCACCGUGGCAGCCAAUGUGACGUCGGCGGCCGACUGGGAGAAGCUGGUCGAGACGGCCGAGUCCAAGUUCGGCGGGUUAGACGUCCUGGUCAACAACGCCGGCACGAGCUACAAGAACAAGCCGACUCUGGAUGUCACCGAGGCCGAGUUCGACCGCGUCAUCGCCGUCAACCUCAAGAGUAUCUACCACAGCGUUGGGACCGUCGUGCCCGCGUUGAAGAAACGAGGCGGUGGCAGUAUCAUCAACAUUGCGAGCAUCGGUGCCAUGCGACCCCGACCUGGGUUGGUUUGGUACAAUGCUUCAAAGGCCGCUGUUGCCAAUGCAACCAAAGGCCUAGCCGCCGAAUUCGGCAAAGACCAAAUCCGCAUCAAUGCCUUGUGCCCUCUCCUCUCCGGCACAGGUCUAUUCGAGUCGUUCGUCGGCGUCCCCUUCACCGAGGAAAACGUGCAAAAGUUCCUGUUCAACGUGCCGCUCGGGAGACUCACUGACCCCAGUGACGUCGCCAACAUUACCGCCUAUCUAGCCAGUGACGAAGGCAGGUUCAUCACGGGCAUCAAUCUCGAGGUCGAUGGCGGCCGGUCUGUUGGUGCUUGA